AUGAAAUCAAUGGUGAAGAUAACACAUGUGAUUUUUGAUUUGGAUGGACUAUUAAUCGAUACUGAAGUAGUCUUCUCGAAGGUGAAUCAGUAUUUAUUAUCGAAGUAUGAUAAGGAAUUCACUUCGCAUUUGAGAGGUUUGGUGACAGGAAUGCCGAAAAAAGCCGCUGUAACAUACAUACUCGAACAUGAAAAACUGUCUGGAAAAGUUGACGUUGACGAGUAUUGUAAAAAAUACGAUGAAAUGGCUGAAGAAAUGUUACCAAAAUGUCCCAUAAUGUCUGGGGUGUUGAAGUUUGUGCGGCAUUUAAAAACUCAUAAUAUACCUAUGGCUAUAUGCACAGGUUCGACUAAAAAAGAAUUUGAGCUUAAAACUCGGAAUCAUAAGGAGUUGCUUGAUUUGAUAUCUUUGAGGGUUUUGUCAGGUGAUGAUCCUGCCGUCAAACGAGGAAAACCGGCUCCAGACCCCUUUCUGGUAACGAUGGAUAGGUUCGAGCAGAAACCUGAGAAAGCUGAAAAUGUCCUCGUUUUCGAAGAUGCAACUAAUGGAGUAUAUGCAGCAAUAGCAGCUGGCAUGCACGUUGUCAUGGUGCCAGAUUUAACUUACAUGAAGAUUCCAGAUGAACUACAAAGCAAAAUAACUUUGAUACUUAAAAGUUUGGAAGACUUUAAGCCAGAAAACGUGGGAUUGCCGGCAUACGAUUGA
This is a messenger RNA of Acanthocheilonema viteae, 705 nucleotides long. Lineage: Eukaryota; Metazoa; Nematoda; Chromadorea; Rhabditida; Onchocercidae. The record is from the annotation of a GenBank genome assembly.